CUGGCGUUUGACAUCGAUUUGAGUGAAUUGAAUACGAAUUACAAUCAGUUGAUUGGUCUGAAGAAGCAGAUGAAUGAAUGCGAGACACAAUUGAAUGCAUGGAUUGCCAGCGAUUUGUCGCAAGAGAUCAACGAUUUGAAGGAUAUUUGCCGUCAAAACAACGACCGCUCCGUCAGAUCCCAAGAGUUACGCGACUUCACCGAUAAGUUGCGGCAAAUCUAUGGCGAAAUGGGAUCAAUCGACCACUCGUUUAGUGUCAACUCGUAUGAGAUGUCUUUCCGACACAUGUCUAACGCGUCGGAACUGCUUAAGCAACUGAUGAACACCAUUGAGACGAACACUGAUCUCAAGCCUCUCGCCAAAGAGUUGGCAGAGUUUUUGCAGACAAUUAAAACCGAUUUAGUGGUAAAGAGAGAGGAAUUGAUUUAUAACACGAAAACUAUGUUCAACUCAAACGUGAAGGCAUUUCGGGAUGAGUUUAAUAACGAGAAUGUGUUUGAAUUCAAUUUAAUUAAUUAUCUCUCGUCUCAUGAGUACAAGAACUUCAUCAACGCUUUCGUGGAAAUGCGCGAAAAUGAGCCCAUUUUGAAGGAAUUGAUUAAAUGCUUGAAUUGUUAUUUCGUGAAAACUAUUCUCAACGAAGAGGUGAAUGACAUUGUUUUGGAGGACAACAGGAUUACGGCCGUCCUCUCGACCACAUCCACCGCCACUCCGCUGUCACUCUUGAAGACGUUUUUCGAUUAUUUGAGUCAAACCGUCACCGAUAAGAAUAAUAUACCCGAAAGCAGACAAUUGUUACGACUUUUGGGGCAAUUCUGGACGGAAGACAUAUUCGACCAGAUUUUGAAGUACUAUUUGAAUCGAUUGAUGCCGAAGAACGAGUCGGACAUCAAGUCAUACCUCAGUCUCGUCGACGCGGCCGAAGAUAUCCGACAUUUUCUCAUCGAAAUUGGUUUCAUUGACGACAACACCAACUCUCCAUUCAUUGAGUUUGCGUUGAAUAUAAACUCGCAUUUUUGCCGAAGACUUUGCACCGACUUUUUACUCGAGUCCAAAGCUAUCAUUUGCCGCGAUUUGCAUCAAACAGUGGCCGUGGGAUCCGAUGAGAACCCGACCGCCACGUCGUUCCCCUCGUGUAGAGUCAGUGAAUUCAUUGUAGAACUCAAACAAUUGAUGGACAGGAUUAACGACCUGUCCGUCCAGUGUUCGGCCGACUGUUCCAAUGCGUUGAUUCAGACGAUGACAGAUGUCUGCGAGUUGUUUGUGGACAUCAGUCCCGUGUUUCACAACAAAAUGAUUACUGAAUUCCCGCAACAAAACGCUAUUUUUCACAAUAAUUGUAUGUUUUUCGCCAAUUUUAUGGAAGUGUUUGCUUUGAAACACAAAUCGGAUAAAACUUUCGCUGAAUUUGUGGUCACUUUGAGAGAACUCGGUUCACAAGUAUUUCUCAAACAAAUGAGAACUCAGGAGAAGAAUAUCUUGGAUUUGAUUCAAAGCCAUCAGUUCGCGCACUGUAUCAACGAUUUGGUGACUAUCGAAGACUCGAACUCCGCUGUUGGCGACCAAUUGGCCAAAGAGUUUCGACAGAUUCUGACGCAAUGUUUAGUUCACUUGAAUUUCUUAAGGCAAACACUGGUCGACGUAUUGCCGCAAAGAGUGUACGACAAAGCGAUCGGAACCGUCAUUAACACGCUUUUCAAUGGAUUAAUAAAUAAGAUUUUGAUCCAAAACGACAUCAGCUCUUCCGGCGCCCAAAGGCUGAGCCAAGAAAUUGAGUUUCUCUUCGCAGAGGUGAAGACGUUCCUGAAGACUGAGAACCCGAUGCGUUUGGUCAGCAAGUGGUCCAAGUUAUCUGAACUUAAUUUUGUGCUUAACGCAAAUCUCUUGGAGAUAGUGAACCGAUGGGCCGACGGCUACGGAAUAUUGGCCGCGGAGUUCACGGCACCGGACGUCAAACAACUGAUUCGCGUAUUGUUUCAAAACACGGAACGAGUACAGUAUGCCUACAGUGUGUGCGCCAAACGCAGUGCUCAUAGGAUGUCAUCACUGAAUGCAAAGUGGAUUAGUUAUGAAAUGCCUUUUAGUAACGAAAACAACUUCUUCUACCAUUCGGUGCAACACUUGUCCCGAUCUUUGGCUCAAAUCCAAUCGCUUUCGGCGCAAAAGUUGAAUGUCUUGUUCUCGUUGUGUCCGAAAGACACACCGAAUGGACAGUUGGUUAUCGACCAAAGAGGACAGGACUCGGUGGUCGCGCUUAUCAUAUAUUUAAUUGAAUCACAAUUUCAGCACAAACAACUAAUUAUCACAUAUUUAUUGCAAUUAUUGAAUCGUUUAAAAGAUGCCGUUUUUAGUGAUUCAAUCAAACUUCACGAGUCAGACCGUAUACCAAUCGCCGAGAGAUUCAGCUUCUGCCUGAACACCGGUCUGUCGGACAUCGCGUACUUCUGUCCCGAAUAUAGCGAUAAGAUUUUGAGUCAACAAAUCGUUUGCUUUGAAUCUCUCACUUCACUGAUUCUGGACUCCAAACAACUCCUGAGUAAUGAUAUCUCGCAUAAAAUCCGAUUCUGUCACACAAUUGUUCCCAUUUAUAUCGGUUUGUGUCGAUCGUUGGGUCGGACGCCGAGCGACGGCCAGAAUACGCCGCUAUUCCUCCGACUAUUCCCUCCGCCAACGCUUCCCCCGAAGACCGAUGAGUCUCAAUACGAUUCGAGCAAAGAUCUCAACGACAGCUCGUAUAACGUGAACAGAGGUCUCGGCAAUAGUCUGCUGAAGAAGGGAACGGUUCCUAACUUUCAGAAACUAAUUCCGCGUUCGUUCUCAAGCGUGUCGGCGAAUCCGACGUGGAGUUCGGGUCUUAACGGACACGACUCGGCCGCCGACGCGCUGUCUGUGGGCGGAGUGAGUGGUUUCGGCGGCGGCACCAAAGGCUCCUUCCAGAGCCAGAUCUCCACUUACAGUGCAUUCAAUGAUACUGUGAAUGAAACGCGUUAUUUGUUCUUCAAAUUUGGCACUUCUUUCGCCGGACAGCCGACACAUUUAAAGCCAAAGUCAUCCGAGACUUCCAAACAAAUUGAUCAUAAAAUGGAGAUUCCUUUCGAUUACUUAAUGAAAUUGCUUUCGUUGUCUAAACAACUGCUCAAUAAAGAGAUUUUGCAAACAUUAGAUGAAAUCGCAUUCAGUGUAUUUACGAUGCAGACAAAUCAAACACAAAUCAUCUUUCCGUACAAGUCUUUCAGUGAAAUCAUAAAUUUGGUUUCCGUUACUCUAUUGCGAGAACUGUUAUCCCAUAGAAUUGAUUUACCGAAAACAUUCACAUCGGAAGUGCAGGAGUUUAUCAAAUGUCUGUUCCUUUCGGGACAGACGGAGAUCAUGAAUAAGCCGUCGUCUGAUCUCCAGAACUCCAUUUACAACAGCCUUAAGCUCAACGUCCAGACGAACGCCGCGUGCAUUGAGCUCUUGGUCUGGUCUUCGGGCGACGAGAUCGCGGCCGACGGCCUCUGCACGCGACUCAACGAGAAGAUCAACACAUCCCACGGCCACCGACUAGUGAUCGCACACAUGCCUCUACUGCUCGUCUGUUUGGAUGGGUUGGGAAAGUUGGCCGAAAAGUUCCCGACAAUAGCGGCCACUUGUAUCGCCUCAUUGCGGGACUUCCUUAUACUGCCGUCGCCUAUAUUAGUGCGUCUCAGUAAACAACAGAUCGACAUCCAGGGGUCGAGCGGACAGUUCAGUAUAACGGUGUCGUCCGAGAAUAACUUAACACUCAAAUCGGGAACAAACUUCUCAUCGACCGGAAACUCACACAUUCCUCAGGUGUACACGAAGUUGAGGAACAGUGCGAUCGACAACUUAUGCGUCGCCCUCCGGGCCGGCCUUCAAGUGGACGCGCACUGCAUUCAGGCGACCAUCGCUUCGGUGUCCAAUCGCUUGUAUCAGUCGGAGAAGAGUGACUCGGAAUCCAAUUUGGUGUCAAUGAACACAAUCAUAGCGUUAGGUCGGGUGGCGUUCACUCUGUGCGAUAUCCCGCGUUCAAUGGAGUCUAUCCUACAGUUCUUUCAGCAGCGCUUCUGUCGGCCGGCCUCUCAUUUGGACUCUUUAAUAGUGGAACAGUUGAGCGAAAUGGUGAUCGUCUCGGACUGCAACCAACACGUCUACGAGGAGGUGAUGAAGAUGUUUACAGUGAUCACCAUCCAGUCGAGCGCCGCCUAUAACCUGAGCAAUACGGACGAACGGAACCGCUAUCGGCACGUCUCGCUGGCGGUGAUCAACGCGUUCACGAAUAUCGCCAACAGAAUCGACGGCCAAACAGAACAACUCGACCUUUUGGUACGACUGCUGGAACUGUUCGUUCAGUUGGGUCUCGAAGGCAAGAGACAGAACGAGAAGAGUCCGGCCGGCGCUAAGACGUCGAGCAGCGCCGGCAAUCUCGGCGUUUUAAUACCGGUGAUCGCGACACUCAUGCGUCGGUUGCCUUACAUUCAAAGCCCGAAACCAAGACUCCAUAAACUGUUUCGCGAUUUCUGGCUCUACUGCGUUGUCAUGGGAUUCACGUCCGGCACCUACUUAUGGCCGCGAGAGUGGUAUUACGGGGUGCGCGAGAUUGCCUCGAAGUCACCGUUGCUUAAGUCGCGCGAACACUUGCGGUCGGAAUUGCACUUCAACUCCGCCAUAAGGAACGAAGCGGUGUCUGGAGUGGAACUGCAAGAGAUCCGGAAUCAGAUAAUCGCCGAUUUGGACCACUCGUCCGAAGUGACCCCGAUCAUCAAUAAGCUGACGUUCGCGCAGUGCACUUACCUCUUGUCGGUGUGCCGUUUGGAAACAUUCCGCGUCCAUAACCUCAUACCCGGUAUGAAUCCGUUCGACGUAAUGAUGCAAUACUUGGAGGACUCGACCAUUCAGAAGGACAAGGACGGCAUCUGGCAAUGCAUUAUGUGUAUCGCCGACAAAGUGUUUAACGUGUUCUUAGAUAUCAUGUCCAAUAAACCCAAGAAUAAGUCACGCGAUAACGAACUCGAGGAAUACGCGAUUCUACUUCUGGUGAAGUUUAAUCACCGACAGAAACAGAUCCGAAGGGUGGCCGACAGGUAUUUGUCUGGUUUAGUGGACAAAUUUCCGCACCUCUUGUGGAGCGGCAAAGUGUUGACCACAAUGUUGAACAUUCUUCAAGUGCUGGCCAGUGCUCUGGAGCUGAACCCCAACGAAGCCAAUCCCGAGCUCAAGGUUCCGGACACUAAUUACUGCAUCCAAUUGACGGACACCAUGGAGGCGCGCGAGAGUAUUGUCCGAGACUUUGGCGCCCGGUGUCAGGGUAUUAUACAGGAGGCGACCAAAUGGGCGCCGAAUAUCACUCGAUCUCACCUUCAGGAGUAUUUGGCGAAUAUGGAGCACGCGAUGAGUGGUAUUCAAAGACAUUCCGGACUCUCAUUAGUAGUGGAAUCGAUGGCAUCAUUCGCGGGCAAUAACUCCAAUUUGAAUGCACUCUCUGUCACGGCUUUUGAUAAUUUGCCAAAUUUUAUAAAAAACAAUUCAUCGGAAUUUAUCGCAUCGAUGAGUCUGCGGACGCACUUCGCGGGUGAGGUGUCGGGAAUGCUCUCCAGCUAUAAAGAGAAUCAACAAAAUGAGCAAAAAUUGGCCGAAAAGCUGAUCAAUGACUUGAAAGAGAGUUCCACCGAAAUGGACGUCAAAGCCCAUCACGAGUGCGUCUAUAAGAUCACCGCUCUGUUGAUUGCGACACCAAAUUGCGACCGAAAGUUAGUGCACGCCUUAUGCUGGGCACCGGUAUUCCUGUUCUCGGAGGACACGAUUGCGAGUGUGAUAUCGUGUUGGAAGUGGUUAUUAGCGGCCCGUUCCGACUUGGAAUCAAAGUUUAUUGAAGAGAUGGCCUCCGCAUGGAAUGCAACCAUCGAUCGAAACUUAGGUCUGUUUGCUCCCGAUCCGCCACAAACGGAUCCCUUGACAUCCAAUCCAAACACCAUUUUAAAGCCAAACCCUCCAUACAUCGGAGGACAUGCCCUUUGGGUGAAAUUUCUGAUUGAGAGGAUAGAGAUCGCGAAAUACAGUUCCUUAGAUCAGAUCGAGAUCUUUGCGAACCUAUUGCACCGAUCGCUUCACAUAUCCGUCGGUCGCACUCAUCACAGCUCCAGAAAUAUAGCGACCAUUGGCUCGCGAUUCCGGCUCUUGAAUUGCGGCCUCUCUUUAGUACAGUUCGACAUUUUGCCCAAAUCUAUCAGUAAGUCUGUGCUCAGGGAACGGGUCUAUUCGGCGGCCAUCGACUACUUCUGUGGUCCGCAAAUCAUUCCCUCGCAAAAGGGUGUGGAACUCAAGGAGGAUAUCAUAUCUUUGAUCCGCUUUUGGCAAAGUCUUCAUUCGGAUAAGAAGUACUUGAAGUCCUCUUUCCUGAACGACGGGAUCUGGUCUAACGAGCCCUUACAGGCGAUGACAUUAAGCGGCGUGAGUCCCGACUUGAGAGCCAGUUGUUCUGAGUUCAAUCAAAGCCGCAUCAAUACGCCCACCCCCUGGAUAAACACCGUUCCCCUAAACAGCAAUAUGUCGACGAUCUCGAAGCGCUCGUCGGGUUUCAAAGGCUCGCAAUCGACUAAAAACAGAGAGAACUCUAUAUUUGUCGACUAUUUCGUGAAGGAUUACGUGAGGAAACGGAAUCUGAUAUUGAGUUUAUUGGCGCUGGAGAUCGAGCUGUUGAUGACUUGGCACAACCCCACGGCCUCACCCGAGGCGGCCAUACCGGGCGAGGAGAUGAUCUCCAAGUGGCGCAACCAACCCAUCACUGAGCGGACGUGGAAAGAGACGGCUCGACUCGCGUGGGAAAUAUCGCCAACUCUUGCCGUAUUCCUCCCGUGCAGAUUCAAGAAUUCAGACGAAAUCAAAGAAGAGAUCUCGCGUUUGGUUCGCUUGAAUCCGAUAGCUGUCUGUCAUAUCCCGGAAGCGCUCCAGUAUUUGGUCACAUCUGAGAGCAUUUUACACGACUCUCCAGAAUUGAACUAUAUGCUGACGUGGACUCCCGUCUCCCCCGUGCAAGCGUUGUCCUACUUUUCCCGGCAAUACCCUCCGCACCCGAUCACCGCUCAGUACGCGAUACGAAACCUAACAAAUUAUGAUCCGAAUGUGAUAAUGUUUUGCAUUCCACAACUGGUUCAGGCCGUCAGAUACGAUAGCAUGGGAUACAUAUCGCAAUUUAUCCGGUGGUCGGCCACUACGUCCCAACUACUGGCCCACCAAUUGAUAUGGAAUAUGCAAACCAAUAUGUAUAAGGAUGAGGACCAACAGGAACCGGAUCCCGAUUUGUACGACCACUUGGAACACCUCAUUAAGACAAUCGUGGACUCGCUCUCAGGACCGGCCAAAGAGUUCUACGAACGAGAGUUUGACUUUUUCGGCAAAAUAACAGCCAUUUCUGGAGAGAUUCGUAAUUAUCCCAAAGGAAAGGAACGAAAGGAAGCGCUGCUCAAAGCGCUCCGCAAAAUACAGGUCCAGUUGGGCUGCUAUUUGCCGUCCAAUGCCGAGGCGCUGGUCUUGGAUAUCGACCCCGAAAAGGGUAUUCCAUUGCAGAGCGCGGCUAAAGCGCCGUUUUUGGCCCGGUUUAAGGUGGCGCUCAUUGGGAGCGACCAACUCGAGCGACUGGCCAUGUCUUCCGACUCGCACAACACCCACAACAACCGGAUGUCUUUAGGCGUCGAGCUAUGGCAGGCGGCCAUCUUUAAAGUGGGCGAUGAUGUCCGACAAGAUAUGCUGGCGCUUCAAAUUAUCGCUUUAUGCAAGAAUAUAUUCCUCAAGGUGGGAAUCGAUGUCUUUCUGUUUCCAUACAAAGUGAUCGCCACAUCUCCCGGUUGUGGUGUCAUAGAAUGCGUGCCAAACGCCAAAUCGCGCGACCAAUUGGGCCGCGAGACAGACAUCUCGCUAUACGACUACUUCCUCAAGACGUAUGGCGACGAGUCUUCCAAUCGCUUCCAAGAGUCGCGACGAAAUUUCGUCAAAAGUAUGGCCGCCUAUAGUGUCGUCGGCUUUCUGUUGCAAAUCAAAGACCGACACAACGGCAACAUUAUGAUCGAUAAGGACGGACACAUCAUUCACAUCGACUUCGGCUUCAUGUUUGAGAGCAGUCCGGGCGGGAACUGGGGCUUCGAGCCGGACAUUAAGCUCACGGACGAGAUGGUGGCUGUGAUGGGCGGCAAGAUGGAGGCGCCGGCGUUCAAGUGGUUCCAGGAGCUGUGCGUUCAGGCCUACCUGUCCGUGAGGCCGUACCGCGAGCCUAUCGUCUCGCUGGUGUCCCUGAUGCUGGACACGGGUCUGCCCUGUUUCCGGGGCCAGACGGUCAAGCAGUUGAGGGCCCGGUUCGCGCCCAACGCCAGCGAAAAGGAGGCCGCCGUCUAUAUGUUGAAGAUUAUUAGGGACUCGUUCCUCAACUUCCGGACCCGUACUUACGAUAUGAUACAAUACUAUCAAAACCAGAUUCCCUACUAAAUCGGUGGCCAUUCAUAUGUUUUUUUCAGUUAAUUAUUG
Oppiella nova is the source of this 8517-nucleotide messenger RNA. NCBI's taxonomy places the organism in Eukaryota, Metazoa, Arthropoda, Arachnida, Sarcoptiformes, Oppiidae. The record is from the annotation of a GenBank genome assembly.